CUCUCUCUCUCUCUCUCUCUCUGUGAACGCCGCGGGAUAAUGACGAAGGUCCACCCGAGCAACACAAUCCCGGAUCUCGAGUUCCCGGAACCCGCCGGCGCCCGGCGGAAGGAUUCGAACACUGUGGUCUUGACGGUGUGGCGGAAGUCCCUACUGUUCAGUUGCAGCGGGUUCACGGUCUUUGACGCCGAGGGGAACUUGGUCUUCCGAGUCGAUAACUAUGGCUCGGGGAGCACGGGGGAGAUCGUCCUCAUGGAUGCCGCCGGGAAGCCAUUACUCACCAUCCGCCGAAAGAAGCUGAGUUUCGGGGCGACCUGGGUGAUAUAUGACGGAGAGGAUGUCGUCGACCCUCUCUUCUCCGUCAAGAAGCACUCGAACCUCCUCCACUCCAAGGUCCUCGCUCACGUGACCUCCCCGUGCCGCCGCCGCCGCCACCGGGGUGGCUGCGGCGCUGGAUACGAGGUCGAGGGGUCGUACUCGCGGCGGAGCUGCACCGUCUACGACGAGAUGCGGCGGAGUGUGGCGGAGAUCCGGCGGAAGGAGGCCGUAGGAGGCGUGGCCUUCGGCGGCGACGUCUUCCGCCUCGUGGUCCAUGCAGACGUCGACACGUGUCUGGCGAUGGCCAUCCUCAUCGUCCUCGAUCAGAUGUUCGGAUCAAGAGUGUCUCUGAUCGACGGCUGAGAUCUCGAGUUCGGACGGACCCCUCUCUUCUCCCUUCCUGGCUUGCAUGAUUGGAUGCGUGCCAUUUCAAGUUCUUUUUCUUGUUCUUUUCCCCCUUUUUUGGGGCCUUUUCUUAGAUCGCAAACUAACACAAGGCAAGAAGAACUGAGUGUAUAGAGUUUCAUUCCAAUAAAACAUCACUU
Musa acuminata subsp. malaccensis (wild Malaysian banana) is the source of this 863-nucleotide messenger RNA. RefSeq names its product protein LURP-one-related 8-like. The record is from RefSeq and is a predicted model, not a curated record. Lineage: Eukaryota; Viridiplantae; Streptophyta; Magnoliopsida; Zingiberales; Musaceae.